Porites evermanni is the source of this 498-nucleotide messenger RNA. Lineage: Eukaryota; Metazoa; Cnidaria; Anthozoa; Scleractinia; Poritidae. The record is from the annotation of a GenBank genome assembly.
AAACAAGAGGUGCAGGCAAUAUUUAAUGUACUCAGCGGAGAUCUUCCACUUUCGUCGGUAAAAAACGUUCUUCCCGAGGAUAUGAAAAAAGAAGAAAUAGACAACGCUCGCUGGACAAAGCUUCAGAAUUGGAAAAAAUGGUGGACGAGGGAAGAGCAUUUGAGUAAGUUUACAUUUAGUUUUCCUAGACUCAACGAUAACCUUGGUAACUGUAUAUAUGUAAUCAAUUGAAUAGCUCUCAGCACUCUCAGUCUAACAUAUUAUGUGCUCCUGCUAUUUGUUCUAGAGAUGUUCACAGCCGCAUAUACAGUUAUGGGGAAAAACUGGACCGACUGUCCCGAAAAAACGACCAAUCCGGUGGAACAUAUCAACAAAGAUUCAAUUCCACGUUCAAAAGACCAUAAGAAGAAUCUUUGGAGUGUUGUGGACAACAUUUAUAGAUGCGAUAAACUCGCCGCUGCUAAGAGGGUUGCAGUCACCAAAAAUGUCACCAUAAGU